AUGGAGAGCACGAGUGAGGAGAAGCUGACAUCUGUGUCCAACUUGGUGACUGUAUUUGAGAACAGCAGGACCCCAGGAGCAGUGCCCAGAGCCCACAGCCUAGAACAUGCACAUCACCGCCCUGGGUGCAGGCCUCCCCUCCCUCCAGGUCUACAGGAGAAGGCCAACAUUGAGGAGGCCCUGGGGUCUGGGCCCAGGACCAUCAGCAGGAGGUACCUGAGCUCCCUGAAGAACAAGCUGUCCAGCGGGGCCUGGAGGAAAUCUUGCCAGCCUGGGACCUGCCCUGGGCCAGGGAUGCAGGUGUUCUUCCAGGAGCUGCUGAGGGAGGCCCGCAGCAGCAAGGCCUUCCCUGAGGACGUGGUCAGGCUCAUCUUCUCCAAUAUCUCCUCCAUCUACCAGUUUCAUGCGCAAUUCUUCCUCCCAGAGCUGCAGCAGCGCCUGGAUGACUGGACAGCCACCCCCUGUAUCGGUGAUGUGAUCCAGAAACUGGCGCCAUUCCUGAAGAUGUACAGUGAGUAUGUCAAGAACUUCGAGCGGGCUGCCGAGCUGCUGGCCACCUGGACUGACAAGUCCCCACCCUUCCAGGAGGUUAUCACUCGCAUCCAGAGCAGCGAUGCUUCGGGCAGCCUGACCCUGCAGCACCACAUGCUGGAACCAGUGCAAAGAAUUCCACGCUAUGAGCUGCUGCUCAAGGAGUACGUCCAGAAGCUGCCAGCCCAGGCCCCAGACCGGGCGGAUGCCCAGAAAGCCCUCGACAUGAUCUUCUCGGCAGCUCAGCACUCCAACGCAGCCAUCUCUGAAAUGGAGCGGCUGCAGGAACUGUGGGAGGUGUACCAGCGCCUGGGCCUCGAGGACGACAUAGUGGACCCCUCCAACACCCUGCUCCGCGAGGGCCCAGUCCUCAAGAUCUCCUUCCGCCGCAGCGACCCCAUGGAGCGCUACCUUUUCUUGUUCAACAACAUGCUGCUGUACUGUGUGCCCCGGGUCAUCCAGGUGGGCGCCCACUUCCAGGUGAGGACCCGCAUCGACGUGGCCGGGAUGAAGGUGCGGGAGCUGACUGAUGCCGAGUUCCCCCACUCCUUCCUGGUGUCCGGGAAGCAACGCACCCUAGAGCUGCAAGCCCGGUCCCGGGAGGAAAUGAUUUCCUGGAUACAGGCCUGCCAAGCAGCCAUUGACCAAAUUGAGAAGCGGAAUGAGACAUUCAAGGCUGCAGUCCAGGGACCUGAGGGAGACACCCACGAGCAGAAGCUGCAGUCUGAGGAGUUAGGCCUCCGGGCGCCGCAGUGGGUCCGGGACAAGAUGGUGACCAUGUGCAUGCGCUGCCGGGAGCCCUUCAACGCCCUGACACGCCGUCGCCACCACUGCCGGGCCUGUGGCUACGUGGUGUGUGCCAGGUGCUCUGACUACCGGGCUGAGCUGAAAUAUGACCACAACAGGCCCAACCGAGUCUGCUUUGACUGCUACACGUUCCUCACCGGAAACGUGCUCCCCGAGGACAAGGAGGACAAGAGGCGGGGCAUCCUGGAGAAAGGAUCCUUGGCAGGGUCCGACCAGAGCCUGAUGUGCAGCUUCCUGCAGCUCGUUGGGGACAAGUGGGGCAAGAGUGGCCCCCGGGGCUGGUGUGUGAUCCCCCAGGAUGACCCCCUCGUGCUCUACGUCUACGCUGCCCCUCAGGACAUGCGGGCUCACACCUCCAUCCCCCUGCUGGGCUACCAAGUGACUGCUGUGACCCAGGGGGACACCCGGCUCUUCCAGCUGCAGCAGUCAGGCCAGGUCUACACCUUCAAGGCCGAGACCGAGGAGCUGAGCAGCCGCUGGGUGAAGGCCAUGGAGCGGGCAGCCAGCGGCUGGAGCCCUGGGGAGCCUAAUAACAGGGACCAGUCCAACUGACCCACAGCCAGCCACUCCCUGCCCACUAUGCCACAGUCAGAGCCCCGCUCUGGCCAUGGGCCAACCCACCAUCCCAAGCUGUGCUUUCACACAAUUGAUGCCAGUCAUCUGUGCCCAGACCAUGUGUCCUGAUUUGGGAUGCAGAAAAUAUGGGUCCAUUCCUUUGGGAAAGGGACAACCAAAUGUCCCAGUUUGUCUGGGACAGAGGGAUUCGUAGACCACAGAACUUUCAGUGCUAAAACUGGGGAAAUUCCAGGUAACCCAGGACUGUUGGUCACCCUAGUGUGGUUGCUCAUUAGUGUCACCUGGGCAGCUUUAAAAACAUACUGGUGAAAAAAAGUA
Galeopterus variegatus (Sunda flying lemur) is the source of this 2232-nucleotide messenger RNA. It is a transcript of the gene FGD2, whose product is annotated as FYVE, RhoGEF and PH domain containing 2. NCBI's taxonomy places the organism in Eukaryota, Metazoa, Chordata, Mammalia, Dermoptera, Cynocephalidae. The transcript has 15 exons. Gene Ontology annotation, cellular component: cytoplasm. Bases 1 to 1890 code for a protein of 629 amino acids. Gene Ontology annotation, biological process: filopodium assembly; cytoskeleton organization. The record is from RefSeq and is a predicted model, not a curated record. Gene Ontology annotation, molecular function: metal ion binding; guanyl-nucleotide exchange factor activity.